ACUACACGAUCUCCGUCUCGUAAAAGUAGUAUUGCAAAUACUAAUAGCACUCGACCACAAAAUGGUCCGGAAACGGCAAAUCACGUCUCGGAUCAGGCCGGAUCCGUGCACGAAGGAAGUACGGUGGGUACCUCACAGACAAAUGCAACCACUGGAUCGACUCCAACCCACGCUAAUGGACGUGCGUCCACUGGGACACCUGGUCGGUCAUCCGGCCGGCGACCAUGGAGGGAUCAACCAAACAUCGGCAAAUACAAAUUAAUUCGCACGUUGGGUCGGGGCAAUUUUGCGAAAGUAAAAUUAGCAGAACAUGUGUCUACGGGGCGACAGGUAGGUUGCUGUUUUCUGAUGAUGUCCAUGACCGACUCUCAUGUUCAUUUUAAUGGUCUGUACUAA
Messenger RNA from Echinostoma caproni, 396 nucleotides. Lineage: Eukaryota; Metazoa; Platyhelminthes; Trematoda; Plagiorchiida; Echinostomatidae. The record is from the annotation of a GenBank genome assembly.